UACAAGAAGUAGAUCAGAGCCCAAUUGUCUCUUUGAUUUCUCUUCUUGUUCCAAACGAUGUAGUUUACUUGCUACUUGCAAAUCCUUAUGAAGACAUGACGUUGUCUGUCAUAUAUAGAAUCUAAACUCAAACAAGCUAUGUGGUAAGUACUUACCAAUGGCUUCCACCAGCAUUCAAACUGUCCGAUCCUCUUUUACCUCUGCUUUUUCUAAACCCCAGCCGGAAUAUGACGUUUUCCUCAGUUUUAGAGGAGAAACCCGUUGUAAGUUUACCGACCAUCUAUAUCAUGCUUUGGUUGAUAGAAAAGUUACCACCUUCAGGGAUGAUAAAGAACUUGAGCUGGGAGAGUCCAUUAAGCUGGAACUCUUGAAAGCAAUCGAGAAAUCGAGGAUUGCGGUUAUCAUUUUCUCUGAAAAUUAUGCAUCUUCCACAUGGUGCUUGGAAGAACUUGCAAAGAUUGUUGAAUGCAGAGAUAGAGGGAUAUUGACAGUAUUGCCCAUUUUCUACCAUGUGGAACCUACUGACGUGCGACAUCAGAAGAACACUUUUGCAGAGGCCUUUGCAAAACAUGAAAAGCGUUUCGAGGAGAACCCAAAAAUGGUGCAGAAGUGGAGAGCUGCAUUAACUAAUGUGACCAAUCUCGCCGGAGAGCGUUUAAAGGAUGGGGUGCAUGAGGCAAACUUUAUCCGAAGCAUUGUUCAGUGGAUAUAUUCGAAAUUGAAAGAGAAACGUUCAAAUGAUAUUGAAGAUGAUCUUGUUGGAAUAAGCUCUCGUGUUGAGGAAAUGAUUUCAUAUUUAGAUCUGGAAUCAACUGAUGUUCACUUUAUUGGAAUAUGCGAGAAGAGUGGUAUGGGCAAGACAACUCUUGCACGAGCUGUUUUUGAUAAGAUUCUUAACCAAUUUGAAGCUUGCAGUUUUCUCGAAAAUGUUAGAGAGGAAUCUAAAGCACAUGGUUUAAAGACUUUACAAGAACGACUCCUUUGUGAUAUAGGAAAAGGGGGAUUAAGGGUAAAGGAUGAGCAUAAGGGAAUGCAAGUUAUCAGCGAUAUACUACAUAACAAAAAGGUUCUUAUUGUUGUUGAUGAUGUGAGUGAAAGAAGUCAAUUAGAAAAAUUAGUAGGGAAGGGUGAUUUGUUUGGCAAAGGAAGUAGAAUCAUUGUAACUACCGAAGACAAAGAUUUGUUGGCAAGUUAUGAAAUUAAAAUUGUAUAUAAGGCUAGAGGACUAAAUGAAGUCGAAGCUCUACAACUUUUUAGUCUGAAUGCCUUCAACAAACCUCAUUGUGAGAAUGAUUUCCUCGAAGAUUGCAACAAUUUUGUCGAGUAUGCUCAGAGAAUUCCUUUGGUUCUUAAAGUUUUGGGUUCCUAUUUGUGUACUAGAACAAAAAAUGAAUGGGAAAGUGCUCAGAAUCAGCUAAGAGCAAUACCCCAUGAAAAAACUACUAAGAAACUUAGAAUUGCUUUUGAUGGAUUGGGGGCAGAGGAGAAAAAACUAUUUUUAGAUAUUGCAUGUUUCUUCAAAGGGGAGGAGAAGAAUUGUGUUGCUGAUAUACUAAAGUCAGUUUACUUCCUGGACAUUAAUCUAAAAAAUCUCAUCGACAAAUCUCUAAUUACUCUUGUAGGGGGGGAAAAAUUGUGGAUGCAUAAUUUAUUACAACAAAUGGGUUGGGAAAUUGUUAGUGAGGAAUCAGAAGAAGCUAGAGAACGUAGUAGGUUGUGGCAUUGUGAUGACGUCCUUGAUGUAUUAAAGAACAAUACUGGAACAAAACAUAUAGAAGGCAUGCUAUUAAGAUUGCCUCCAGAUGAAGAAGAAGAAUUGAAUGCUGAAUCAUUCUCAAAGAUGAAUAAACUAAGAUUGCUCAAAAUUUGUAAGGUGCGCCUUUCUUGCCUCAGUUAUCUUCCUAAUGAGUUAUGUUUGCUGGAAUGGCAUGAUUAUCCUUUGGAAUCAUUGCCUAAUAGUUUUCAGCCUGGUGAACUUGUUGAGCUCAUUAUGCAUCGCAGUUGUCUUCAGCAACUUCCAAGUGAAUUUAGUAAAUUGGGAAAGCUAAAGCUCAUUGACUUGAGUGACUCCCAAAACUUAACCCGAACUCCUGACUUCACUGGAUUCUCAAAUAUUGAGAGGCUGAAUUUCCAAGGUUGUACAAGAUUGCAUGAGUUGCACCCUUCUGUUGGAGGUCUUAAAAGACUUAUUCUAUUAAAUCUAAAAGAUUGUAAAUGUCUUAAGAACCUUCCAUAUGAGCUCAAUUUGGAAUCUCUUAAAACUUUAAUUCUAUCUGGCUGUUCAAGAUUUAAGAAAUUUCCCCGUAUUGGGAGAAACAUGAGAACCUUGUUGGAGCUUUAUUUGGAUGGGACUGCCAUUGAAGUACUACCACCAACAAUCAGGCGUUUAACUGGCCUGAUCUUAUUGAAUCUUCAAGACUGCAAAAACCUUAAGAGUUUUCCGAGUGACAUUCAUAGUUUGACAUCUCUUGAAAUUCUCACUCUAUCAGGAUGCAAGUGUCAACCACCAAAAGCAGGGCAUUUGCUUGGGCUCUCUCCUAUUGGAUCCUCAAUUGGUGCCACCCUCACUUUUCCGCGACUAAUUUCAUUUCUUUUUCUAUCUUUCCUAGCAUGGCGAUACACCUAUCUCAGAAUUCCUAUAUUUGCUACAACUGCUUUGUCAACGUAUUGUUUCCACAAUGCCCGGCAUCCUGAACCAGAGCCCAUCAACUUCUUGUUGUCUAAUUCGUUCUCAAAAUUAAGCACUUUGGUAACUCUAAGUCUAAGUGACUGCAAUCUGUUGGCACUCCCUGAUGACCCUAGCUGCUUGUUGUCAAUAGAGUAUUUGAAUUUGAGCAAAAAUAAUUUUAUAUGCUUGCCCGAUUGCAUUUCUCAACUUUCAAAGCUCAAAAUUCUUUUCUUGGAUCAUUGUAGCAAGCUUAAAUCGUUGCCAUAUGUUCCAUCAAGUACAAGGUUAGUUUCAGUACAAGGGUGUACUGCGCUUGAAAAUUAUUCAAAUCAAGUUGUUGUAUGGACUUUGGGUGUAGCAGGAUUCACUAUUAUUACUUGCCUUGGCUUGGCGGAGGAUGAAGAUGGCACAAUUGCUGAGGUUUCUCUGCUAGACAUA
This is a messenger RNA of Quercus lobata, 3106 nucleotides long. Its product is annotated as TMV resistance protein N-like. Gene Ontology annotation, molecular function: ADP binding. The transcript has 5 exons. NCBI's taxonomy places the organism in Eukaryota, Viridiplantae, Streptophyta, Magnoliopsida, Fagales, Fagaceae. The record is from RefSeq and is a predicted model, not a curated record. Gene Ontology annotation, biological process: defense response; signal transduction. The annotation marks the transcript as partial.